Messenger RNA from Setaria italica (foxtail millet), 1091 nucleotides. Its product is annotated as probable plastid-lipid-associated protein 8, chloroplastic. NCBI's taxonomy places the organism in Eukaryota, Viridiplantae, Streptophyta, Magnoliopsida, Poales, Poaceae. The coding region runs from base 1 to 834 and encodes 277 amino acids. The record is from RefSeq and is a predicted model, not a curated record. The transcript has 5 exons.
AUGGGCUUGUGGCGUUACCGCGUUAGGCUUUGCAGCCGGUGGCGCAGUGCCGCCGUGCGCUGCGGCGGUUGGCCGGUGCUGCGUCAGCGGCCGGCCGGUGGUGGCAGUGAAACGAGAAAAGAAGUAGGAGGGAGAGUGACGAGGCCCAGCUAUCACCACACGAAGCGCGGAGCACAAAAAAUGUCUGCUCCCGCAGCGGCCGUCUCCCCUGCCCUCCGCUUCUCCUCCGCCAUUCCUCUCCACCGGCCGCUCCGCCGGCGGCUCCCGUCCGUCCGGUGCUCCCUUGCCGCCGCCCCCGGUGUCCGGGCGCCACCGGAGCUCGUCGACUCCAUCCUCUCCAAGGUAAAUGGAACUGACCGAGGAGCGUUGCUGCCUAAAGAUGGGCACCAGGAAGUGGCUGAUGUCGCGCUACAGUUGGGGAAGUACUGCAUAGACGAGCCCGUCAAGUCCCCACUUAUAUUUGGAGAAUGGGAAGUUGUGUAUUGCUCGGUGGCGACGUCUCCAGGAGGGCUAUACCGGACACCUCUUGGCCGCCUGAUAUUCAAAACUGAUGAGAUGAUCCAGGUGGUGGAAGCCCCUGAUGUCAUCAGGAACAAGGUGUCAUUCUCCGUCUUUGGUCUGGAGGGUGCAGUAUCAUUGAAAGGUAAGCUGAAUGUACUGGACAGUAAGUGGAUUCAGGUCAUCUUUGAGGCCCCAGAAUUGAAGGUAGGUUCCUUGGGGUUCCAAUACGGUGGUGAGAGUGAGGUCAAGCUGGAGAUCACUUAUGUCGACGAGAAGAUCAGGCUAGGAAAAGGGUCUAGAGGCUCGCUUUUCGUGUUCCUCAGACGAGGAUAGAACGGCAUGUGUGCACUGGCAUAUGCUUGAGAUCACAAGCACAAGGGAUGGCACUGAUGCGGUCGUCUGUACAAUAUUGUAUUCAGGAUUUCACAUGUAAAACUCAGAAGUCAGUUUGGGUAGCAGUUUUUCUGCAUAUUGUAACCUGAUGAAGAACGUUGUCUCGCCCUUUGUGACGACAACCGACAACGCAUGUAGCGUUCAUUGGUGUUGUGAGAUGAUAUUUUGUUGAUUCAGUGAGUUGUUCGGAAUUUGAA